AUGACUGCUUCUCCGGGACACGCAGCUCCGCUGAGACCGAAGCCUGGACCAAAUGGUUCCAACACCUUGUAUCCAACCAUUCUGGCAACAGUCAUACUUUGCAGCAUCUUGACGACAGUCUUUGCUGCUGCCCGUUUGAUCGCAAAGCGACUGACCUCGACCUACGGUCUUGAAGAUUAUAUGUUGAUGAUGGCAUGGGUAGCUAGCGUAGCUUUCGACUUUUGCCUCCUUGCAGCAGGGCUGGCUGGACUUGGCCAUCACGUCUGGUACCUCCAGAAACCCCAGUACGUGAACCUAGCUCAGUAUGCCUGGGCUCUUGAGUUACUAUAUACUCCAGCGAUCUGGCUAGCGAAAGCCUCUCUACUCUUACAACUGAUACGUAUCUUUACACCUAUGAAUGCGGUCAAUAUACUAUCGGAUUUCCUCAAUCUCCUUCUUCCAAUCUGGGCAACGUGGCACUUGCAGAUGGCAACGAAAAGAAAGGCUGGAAUCACUGCAAUUUUUGCCACAGGACUACUCGCCUUCGUUUCAAGCAUCUGCCGGCUUGUCUACAGCACACAUAUCAUCUCCAGCCCCGACGUCUCCUACAUCAUCGCACAGACCGCACUGUGGGGGCUGGCAGAAAUCGCCACCAUCAUCCUCUGCACCUGCUUCCCCAUGAUGCCCCGUUUCGUGAAACUCAUCACCGACCGCUGUUCCAGUCCCAAAUCCUCUUCACCCUCGCGGAUACCAAAUGUCCGGAGACUGAAGAUCGUCAAGGUCGGCAAUGCUCAGACUUCAAUCGGCAUCAGCAGUGGAGCUCCUCAGGAGGAAGAAGAUAUAGCGUGGCUCAAGAGUCCGUAUCAGCAUUUGGGCGAGGAAGGGAAUUAUAGGAGCGAGCGGGAGGACGUUGUGAGGGAUUUGGGAACGAUGAGGACGGUGGAUAUUGAGAUGGCAACGUGGGAUCAACUCAAUGCGAGAAGUAGGGUGGCAUCGAUGGUUUGA
Letharia lupina is the source of this 984-nucleotide messenger RNA. RefSeq lists its product as uncharacterized. The transcript has 7 exons. Bases 1 to 984 code for a protein of 327 amino acids. The record is from RefSeq and is a predicted model, not a curated record. Lineage: Eukaryota; Fungi; Ascomycota; Lecanoromycetes; Lecanorales; Parmeliaceae.